Zophobas morio is the source of this 1679-nucleotide messenger RNA. Its product is annotated as UDP-glycosyltransferase UGT5-like. The record is from RefSeq and is a predicted model, not a curated record. Lineage: Eukaryota; Metazoa; Arthropoda; Insecta; Coleoptera; Tenebrionidae. Gene Ontology annotation, molecular function: UDP-glycosyltransferase activity. Bases 87 to 1652 code for a protein of 521 amino acids. The transcript has 3 exons.
UAGUGACAAUUAGAAAUGUUGUCACUAUUCGAUAAAUCUUUAUCACUGUUCGGCCUCCAGGAGUGAUUUCGGUUUGGAAUAGCAAAAUGAAGAACACAGUUACAGUGAUACUAAUUUUAUUAACAAGUCACUAUGGAAGUUGUGCAAAAAUCUUGGGUGUGUUUAGUGCACCAGGACGUAGCCACUACAUCCUUGACAGUACGUUAAUGAAAGCCUUAGCCGACAAGGGACACGACGUUACCGUGAUUAGUGCCUUCGGUGAAAAAGAGCCACCGAAAACCAAAGGGACUUACAGAGACAUUGUGGUCACAGAAAUUUUAGAAAACAGAAAAGAAAUGAUGGAGAAGCAAAAUAUGAACAUGUUCGACCGGGAAGACGUGAACCCGUUCCUUUCAACCAUUUUCAUAGGGCUGUUCAUGCCCAAGAUGUUGGAACCAUCGCUACGAAACGAAAAAGUCCAAAAAUUGAUUCAUUCCAACGAAAAAUUUGAUGCAGUCAUUGUAGAACAAUUUAUGAACGAUGCAGACAAAGCACUAGCAACACAUUUCGGGGCACCUUUGAUAGUUCUGUGUCCCGUGGGGGCAAACUCUUGGGUGAACACGAUAGUUGGAAAUCCUAGCCCUACGUCGUAUAUUCCAAUGAUACAGACCGCUUAUUCGGUCCCCAUGACGUUUUGUGAGCGACUUGUCACCAGUCUUUUGUAUGUAUUCGGGCAAAUAUUUUUCGCUUUGGUUGUAUACCCUAACGAAAACGCGAAGAUUCAAAAAUCCAUCCCGAACGGACCUGAUAUUUCUGACGUACUUUAUAAUGCUUCCAUUGUUUUGAUGAACUCUCACCCGAGUCUAAACCAACCUGUGCCGUACGUACCCAAUAUGAUCGAUAUAGGAGGGUUUCACGUACAACCACCAAAGAAACUCCCUCAAGACUUACAAGGGUUUUUAGACAACGCGAAAGACGGUGUCAUCUAUUUCAGCAUGGGUUCUAAUUUGAAAAGUGCUGAUUUUCCUCCAGAGAAAAGGGACGCGAUUUUGAGGACGUUCUCGAAGUUGAAGGAACAAGUUUUGUGGAAAUGGGAGGAGGAUGUUUUGCCUGGGCAACCGAAGAAUGUUAAAUUGUCUAAGUGGUUACCCCAACAAGACAUUCUAGCGCACCCAAAUGUCAAACUUUUUAUCACUCAUGGGGGUUUCUUAAGUACUACCGAGACCGUUUACCACGGGGUACCCAUUUUGGCGAUUCCUAUAUUUGGUGACCAAAAAUUAAACGCCAGAACUGCUAAGGACAACGGUUUUGGUCUUGUGCUACCGUACCAAGAGAUUACUGAGGAUAGGUUUACGCAAAGUAUUCAAGAAAUUUUAAAUAAUCCUAAAUAUAGAAAUAACGCCAAAAAGAUUUCUGAGACGUUUCACGAUAGACAGGUGGGUCCAAUGGAGACAGCGAUAUACUGGGUCGAGUAUGUGAUUCGUCAUAAAGGAGCGCCACACUUGAGAGUUGCAGGUCUUGAUCUACCGUGGUACCAAUAUUACCUGUUAGAUGUACUUGGUUUUCUAGUUUUAGUUAGUACGGUUGUUGUAUGUAUUUCCUACUAUUCAGUUAAAGCGAUUUGUAAAAAAAUAUGCAACAAACGUAAAAGUAAAAAAUUAAAACAAAAGUAAAUCUACAUCAAUAAAAAUUACAAUAUA